Messenger RNA from Penicillium antarcticum, 1710 nucleotides. RefSeq lists its product as uncharacterized. Gene Ontology annotation, biological process: transmembrane transport. The transcript has 5 exons. Lineage: Eukaryota; Fungi; Ascomycota; Eurotiomycetes; Eurotiales; Aspergillaceae. Bases 1 to 1710 code for a protein of 569 amino acids. Gene Ontology annotation, molecular function: myo-inositol:proton symporter activity. The record is from RefSeq and is a predicted model, not a curated record. Gene Ontology annotation, cellular component: membrane.
AUGAAGGAAGAAGGGAUCGUCAAUCCGGCUACGGAGAAGGACGAGCGCAUGGAGACCCCGACAUAUGCACAUAGGGAAGAGAAGACAGAACCUCUUCCCGAUGUGGAGGAUCGUUCUCGUGGUCAGCUCAAUGCUGUAUUUGAGAACCCUCUAGCCGGCAUCCCUCGCGAGCAACUCUUCAAAGAUGUCGCAGAAUUUUGCCUUAGGUACGACCUGAUGGACCAUCUCGAGACUUUCAAGAAAGGCGCUCUCAUAUCGCAAGAUCCUUCAAAAGCAACGAGCCUUCCAGAAUUGACAGAUGACGAGAGGGUGGCUCUCGAGCGUGAACAUACUCACAAAUGGUCACAGCCAUGGCAGCUUUACUUCCUUGCCUCUAUGUGUUCUCUUGCUGCCGCUGUCCAAGGUAUGGAUGAGACAGUCAACAAUGGUGCUCAGGCUAUCUACAUGAAACCAGAUCAACUCAACAUCACUACGGCAAACAUCCAAGGCCUCGUUGUCGGCGCCCCCUACUUAGCUUGCGCAAUUAUCGGUUGCUGGCUUACCGAGCCUCUAAACCGCUACUUCGCCCGGCGUGGUACGAUCUUCAUUUCAUGCUUUAUUGCAGCUGUGGCUUCGAUCUGGGAAGGUGUCUGUAACACCUGGGUCAAUCUCUUCAUUGCUCGCUUCGUUCUCGGACUGGGCAUUGGUUCAAAAUCAAGUACUGUGCCAGUGUAUGCCGCAGAAUGCUCACCGGCUCCAAUCAGAGGAGCCCUCGUCAUGAUGUGGCAGAUGUGGACAGCCUUCGGUAUCAUGCUAGGCAACAUAAUGGGUGUUGCAUUCAUGAGCCUGAGUCCAGAUCUCAGUUGGCGCCUCAUGCUAGGAUCGACCGUCGUACUACCACUUAUUGUCUGCGCUCAAGUCUACAUUUGCCCUGAGUCCCCAAGAUGGCUGAUCCAGCAUGGCAAAAUCCAGAAGGCAUAUACCAACUUCCGCAUCCUCAGACCCACAGAUAUCCAGGCAGCCAGAGAUCUGUAUUACGCUCAUGCAGGUGUCGAACUCGAACGCAAGGUUAACAAGGGCAAGAAUUUCUUCACGAUGUUCAUGGAGCUAUUUACAGUCCCCCGUAAUCGUCGAGCUACGUGGGCUAGCUGGAUUGUGAUGUUCAUGCAGCAAUUCUGUGGAGUGAACGUCAUUGCCUACUACUCUACUUCUAUCUUCACCGAAGCGGGCUACAGUCUGACCAGCGGACUAUUGGCUUCCAUGGGAACCGGUAUCUUGAAUUGGGUAUUUGCUCUGCCGGCCUUCUUCACGAUUGAUACAUGGGGUCGACGGAAUCUGUUGCUAUUCACAUUUCCUUUCCUGGCUAUAUUCCUCCUCUGGUCUGGGUUUUCUUUUUGGAUCGAAGCCGAUAACGAUUCCAGCAAAGCAAGAGUUGCAAUGGUCACCACCGGCAUGUAUCUCUUUGAAGUAUUCUACUCGCCUGGCGAGGGACCUGUGCCUUUCACUUAUUCCGCUGAGGCCUUCCCUCUGCAUGUUCGGGAAGUCGCUCUUACUUUGGAGGAGCUGGACCAAGUUUUCUCCGUCUCAACUCGCAAGCAUGCUUCAUACCAAAUGAAGAAUGCUUGGUGGCAUUUCAGGGUUUGGGUUCUCCGUCAGAACCCGCCACCAUUGCCGCCAUUCUACCAGAAUGCUGAACGGCUUGCUGAGGUGGGCAAUUUCGUGUCGAAGUAA